CAGCGUCCCUCCCAAUGCACGUCCUUCAAGAUCGGCACGUGUUGGCAUCCAAGCUCGCAGAUUGGAGCAUGCAGACCACUCCCUUCGGAAUUCAUGUUUCCAUGACCAGGGUUCACUUCGCGAUGGCACGUUGGUGGUCCUCUACACGUGGGGAUCGAGACUGAAAGGAUGACAUUGCUUAAAUACAACCCCAAAGGGCCCUGGCUUGUCUCAUCCUCGGAGCUUCACUUACCAACCACUUCGUUCCCUGUCGUUGAAGAUCCGUGGCCAUGGCUCUCAAGUCGAUUCUUACCUUGGCACGUAAGUCAUUGUCAUACCUGCAGAGUAAGACGCCUCUGACAAGACAAAGUGCUGCCCGCAGCCCUCGCCAAGAGCUGCUCCAAGAGCAACCUGACCUGGACUGACGGCGCCCUUCGCAUGAACCACAUGCAAGUGGUCGGGACACACAACAGCUAUCAUAUUGAGGCUCCGAAUGAGGAGAAGGAGGUCCAGGCCGAGCUCUUGGAGAAUGCCAUCAACUACUGGUACUCGCACCCACAGCUAGGCAUCCAGCUCGGUGACCAGCAGAUGAGGAACCUCGAGAUUGACGUCCUUGCCGACCCCGAGGGUGGUAACUACGCCAAACCUGCCAUCCGCAGGGAGGCUGGUCUGCCCUACGACUCGGACCCUGUCUGGGACGAGCCCGGCGUCAAAGUCCUGCACGUACCCGACGCGGACGUCCACACCGUCUGCAAGACCCUCAAGUCCUGCCUCGCCAUCAUCCGCGACUGGAUGGACGCCCACCCGCUCGCCGUGCCCAUCCCCAUCAUGAUGGAGUUCAAGACCGCGGACCGCGACCUCGGUGCCAAAGCCAUUCCUUGGGACGGCGAAGGCCUGUUGGAUGGCCUUGACGAGGAGAUUGUAGAGAUUCUCGGUAGGCAGAGGUUGAUCGUGCCGGAUGAUCUGAGGGACGGCAACCUCACGCUCGAGGAAUCGGUGCUGGGCAGGGGAUGGCCAGACUUGGAUAGCGCCAGGGGCAAGAUCUUCUUCUUGAUGGACAAUGGGGAGAGUGAUGUGCGAUCUGCCUACAUUGAGGGCAGACCUAACCUCGAGGGCCGCGUCCUUUUUACCAACUCCCAGCCCGGGGAGUCGAGCUGUGCUUUCCAAAAGCUCAACGAGCCCAACACGGAGCAUGAGAUUGCCAACAUCCAAGAACAAGUCGAAGCCGGCUACUGGGUGCGUACCCGGGCCGACGUACCCAUGGACACGGUCGUGGGACAGAACUGCUCCACUACUCAACGCGAUAAUGCGCUCCGGUCGGGCGCGCACAUCGUCUCGACAGACUUCCCAGUAUAUGGCAUGAGUUCCAGAUGGGGGUGCGAUUACGCCUGUCGUAUCGAUGGCAGGAAGGCAGCGAGGUGCAAUCCUGUGAACGGUCCGAAGGAGUGCGAUGACGAGUUUGGGCUGGAGCCGGAGGACUAUCUCAGGGGCUCGGGUGGUGUUGAUGAACUAAAGUGAGCCUCCAUGUGAAUGAGCCACGAUGUGAACAGAUUAUAAUCACAAUGUUUCAUCGUCGAGGACUGCACUGCCGCGUGACUCCCGGGUAGGCG
This is a messenger RNA of Emericellopsis atlantica, 1589 nucleotides long. RefSeq lists its product as uncharacterized. The coding region runs from base 418 to 1497 and encodes 359 amino acids. Gene Ontology annotation, biological process: lipid metabolic process. The record is from RefSeq and is a predicted model, not a curated record. Gene Ontology annotation, molecular function: phosphoric diester hydrolase activity. NCBI's taxonomy places the organism in Eukaryota, Fungi, Ascomycota, Sordariomycetes, Hypocreales, Bionectriaceae. The transcript is spliced from 4 exons.